Tachysurus fulvidraco (yellow catfish) is the source of this 3698-nucleotide messenger RNA. RefSeq names its product integrator complex subunit 5 (gene ints5). Gene Ontology annotation, biological process: snRNA 3'-end processing. The transcript has 3 exons. Lineage: Eukaryota; Metazoa; Chordata; Actinopteri; Siluriformes; Bagridae. The record is from RefSeq and is a predicted model, not a curated record. Bases 71 to 3163 code for a protein of 1030 amino acids. Gene Ontology annotation, cellular component: integrator complex.
CCGGUAGAGGGCAGCAUGGUUCCGAAAGCGACACGUUGGCUACCACCAGUGAGAAAGCGGCGCGUGAAGGAUGUCUGCCAUGUUUGAUGGGAAUACCUUGUCAGCGAUGCAGACUUCUCAGUGCCACUCUCAGAAUAACUACAGUCCCCAGGAACUUGCAUUGGAAAUUAAGGCAUUCAUCAGUGGUGUUGACCAGACUCAAGGGCGAAAACUCAGUGUUCGUGAUCAUGCGCGCUGUGCUGUGCGUCUCCUCCGCACUGUACCAGCUUGCCGAGGAGCAGUCCUGGAGCACCUGCGUGGUGUUUAUGAUGAAUAUGUGGCAUCUUUUUUUCAAGACCUGGAGGCUGAGAGUGACAAUGGCACUAAUAGUGCAACUACAGGAACCAACACUAGCAUGUCCAACCUGGAGGAUGUGGUUAAAGAGAUUCAUGCAGUCUUGCUGGAGUUUAUCCAGCUGAACCCGAAAGCCUGGGCUCCACUGGUGUCUUCUUGGGCAGUGGAUUUGCUUGGCCAGCUCAGCAGCAAGCAUGCCGGGAGAAGAGCAGCUCCUCAUUCAUCUAGUCUGAAUGAACUUCUGCAGCUGUGGAUGUCGUGUGGAGCCACUCGCUCCCUCAUGGAUUGUUACUCCCAGUGUCUGGCAGCAAUGUUGGCCUGGUGUCCUGAUGCCUGCGUGGAUGCUUUAUUGGACACAUCUGUACAGCACUCUCCUCAUUUUGACUGGGUGGUUGCUCACAUUGGCUCUGCUUUCCCUGGCACCAUCAUCAGCAGGGUGCUUGCCUGUGGACUCAAGGACUUUUAUGCACAUGGAUACACUUCAGGUGAGAAGUCCAGCCAGAUGCAAGUAAUGGACAAAAGCAGCAGGGUGCCAAAAAUAGGCUCUGUGGUUGGCAUCCUUGGGCAUUUAACUUCCAGGCAUUCUGACAGCAUUAAGAGAGAGCUCCUUAGGAUGUUCCAAGAUAGCUUGACCCCCUCACCACAAAAUGCACCUCCAUCAUCAGGGGCUGCAUGGUGGGAGAGCUCACCUCAUCUCCGCAGGGCCACGGUGCCUUUCCUGCUUCAGCUAGCUGCUCUCUCACCAGCUCUACUUGGUGCUGUGUCAGUUGAACUGGUGGAGUUCCUUCGUCCACCUGUGCUACUUCAGCUGCAUGCUCAGUUCCAGGGCUUGCCCAGAGAAGAGUUAGAGAAUAUGUUGGGCUUAGCAGUGCACCUGAUCAGUCAGAGCCCUGCAGGUGGGCCGCGAGUCCUGCGCUUUCUUGCAGACACCGCCACACCAGCCUCUGUUAUUAUUUCAGGACCCACACCCUCACCUCAUGAAGGUGUACGUGAAGCUUGUGACCGUCUACUUCAGAUGCUCCUUCUGCAUCUCCACAAACUUGUAUACAACAGACCUGAUGGUGAAGAGCCAUAUCCACACUCAACCUCUACCUGUGCAGUGCCACGUGUGAUCCCAUUUCUUGAGGAACUACAGGCCCAUGUUGGUGAACUCUGCGCUGAGACGCUCAGACUUGAAAGAAAAAGGCAUCUCUGGCUGCAUCAAUUGCUGUGUCUGCUGUCUGUUUAUGGUGGUCCUAGCGUCGCUACUGAAGCAUUGUGCCAGCUACUCACGCAAGCCAGGAACCCUGAGGAGCUGGCAUUAGCUUCACAGCUCCACUGUCCUCUUUCCUCCUCUAUCCCAGGACUGCUCCCAGCAGCUGUGGCACGUUGCGUUGCUCAGAUCCACACCCAAAACUUGAACAGUAGAGAGUUAGCACAGCUCUUGAACAACCUGGCUACAGCAGUACAGAGCCAGGAAGAAGACUGCAAAACAGGCAGUGCUGCAUCUGGAAGUUCAAUACACUCAUCAAUGGCAGCUCAGGUUGGAACUGCUGUUUCCAGCCAUCUCCAUGAUUUUUGUCCCCUCCUCCUUCAUGGUGACACCAUGGUAUCUAGAGCAGCUGCUCGCCUUCUGUCCUGCAGCCAGCUACCCAAAGCUUGCACACCAGCACAAUUGCUACUUAUAUCACGUGCGGCAGUGGCACACUUCUUUAUAGCUCUGCGACAAAGAGGAGAGGGACUGAAGGUUGGAGGUCAAGGUGGUGGAGAGGUAGUUGGUUAUUCUAUGCGCUUGCUCUCACACUUAGCAGGAUACUCUUCCCUGACACUCAAAAUUGUUCUGCAGCAGCUUGUGGAAGGAGCAUUACAUAAAGGCAACCAAGAUCUGUUUGGAGGCCAGAAGGAAACUGCAGGUGAGGAUGGUACUCUCGCCACCUUUCAAGUUCCAGACUUGGGUGCUUCGCUGUUGGACAUCAACUCUAAAUUUGGCACUACUGUCAACUUUUCUGGUAGCGUGUGGUCUGUGUUCCAUGCUGGUGUGAUUGGAAAGGGUCUGAAACCUCCUCACAUUCCUCUGCAUUCAGACCCUGAUAAGGUUAACCAGAACAUGCAGACUUUGCUUGCUGUCACAGUGCAAUGCUGCAGCUCUGGUGGUGGAGGAAGCAACAGUAAUGGUUCAUGCCCUGGAAAUACCCGCUUCCAACCAAGUGGUGAAUCAGUUUUGGAUGAGCCCUCUCCGAUCAAUGCAGAAGCUGCCAAGGUUAUUGCAGUAACUCUGGUGGAGAAUGUUUGCCCAGAUGUAGCAAAUGGAGAAUUGUCCUGGCCACCGGAGGAACAUGCCAAGACUACUGUUGAACGAGACAUUCACAUCCGCAGAUGUUUUGAAGCCAAUCCUGUCUUGUUCCACCUUCUUCGAGUGGUGGCAGCGGGACGUCCAGCUCUUUGCUAUUGCUCUGCUGUUUUGAGAGGACUACUGGCCACACUACUGGCCCACUGGGAGGCUUCAAGGGAGCCUUCAGUGACAGAUUCCCCCUGGCAUCUCCAAGCAUCUUGCCUGCUAGUGUCCUGUAUGGGAGAAGGUCAGCUUUUGCCACCAGUGCUAAGUAACAUCCAUGAAGUCUUUCCUCAUCUAUCCCCAUUUGAGGUUAGACUUUUGCUGCUGGGUGUGUGGGAGUACAUGCGUGGGAACAGCCCUAUGCCACAGAAAUUUACUUUUAUUGCUGAGAAAGGAAUGUUUGUUAGAGAUUUCUCUCGGGACGGAGAUGUGGCACGUUACAUUGCACCAAUCCACAGUGUACUUCAUAAGAACAUUGACCGACUCGGACACUUGUGUUGGAGGUUUCAGAUAUAGCAAACCUGUUUUUUUUUUUUUAUGCGCUAAUGUUCCUGAGCACUGGGUUUAUAUUUGUUAUAACAAUUUCCUUGUAGUAUUAACCAGUGUUUAACCCUGAAUUCCUAAGUCCCUGUGUUUUUAAAGUUUAUAGUCAACAGCAAACUAAGUGGAAUUUUCAAUUGAUUAUGAUUGGUGGAUUUUUAUUAUAUUCUUUUUUUUUCCAAAUAAAAAAUUGUGAGUUAACUGAAAUGGGAGCAGAAAUGCAUAACACAUUAUUAAUAAUUAAAAAAAUGGACCAUUGAAAGUAUAACAGUCUUUUUAUAUCCUGUGGUUAUAUAUAUUUUUUGUUGUAGUAAUAAUUUUUUCUUGUUUUGUUUUUUACAUUAGUCAUUGUUUAUAUGGCUUUGGUAGUAAUAGUUUAAGGUUACAGCUCCUGUUUGGAAACUAAAUAAUAUGUAUAUAACAUUUGUAAGAGUUUGCUUUUGGAAUCUUGUUCUUUUCAACAUUCCCUGUUCUUUGAGAGGGAAAAUAAAAAGGUUUUUUUUUUUUUAAA